AUGCAGCCGCCCAGGGAGAGGAGUGAAGUGCGACCCCGAGCUGGAUGGAUGGUUAUGGGGGAAAGAGGAGGACCUUCGGCGCUUGACGUGUGCAGAGUGCUCGCAGUGUUUCUCUCACUCUUCCCCUCCGUGAGUCUGCAGUGCAAGAUCCUCAAGUGUAAUUCGGAAUUUUGGGCCUCCACCUCAAACUCUGGACCCGAGGAGGAGUUUUGCACAGCGCUGCGAGCGUACAACAGCUGUGUACGCCGGACCGCACGGACCUGCAGGGGGGACCUGGCGUACCACUCUGCCCAGCAUGGCAUAGAGGAUUUAAUGAGCCAACACAACUGCUCCAAGGAGGGGCCGACAUCCCAACCACGUGCCCACACUCCUAUUCCUCCUCCACCUCCGCCGCUCCUGCCUGACAGCCAGGAGCGCUCAGACGGCCCGGAGGUGUGCCACUAUGAGCGCAGUCUUCAUCGCAACACAGCGCCGCCAAACUACACCCACUGUGGCUUCUUUGGAGAUCCACACCUCCGAACAUUUGGUGAUGACUUCCAGACAUGUAAGGUGGAAGGAGCCUGGCCGCUCAUCCACAACAAGUACCUGUCUGUCCAGGUGACCAACACUCCUGUGGUGCCCGGGUCUUUGGCCACCGCCACAAGCAAGCUGACAAUCAUCUUUAAGAACUUCCAAGAAUGUGUGGACCAGAAGAUGUACCACGCGGAGACGGAUGAGCUGCCGGCUGCGUUUGCAGACGGCUCAAAGAACGGAGGGGAUCGGCACGGAGCUAACACUCUGCGUGUGGUGGAGAAGGUUCCUGGGCAGCAUGUGGAGAUCCAGGCCAAGUACAUUGGAACGACCAUAGUGGUCCGGCAGGUGGGCCGCUACCUCACCUUUGCCGUGCGGAUGCCAGAGGAGGUUGUGAACUCGGUGGAGGAAGGCGAUAACCAGGACUUGUACCUGUGUCUUCACGGCUGCCCCGCCAACCAGCGCAUCGACUUCAGGAGCUUCAAGGCCCGAGCGGUGGAGGGCCAGGGCGCAGGAAGGACCAGGGGCGGCACGGCGUCACACGGCUUCACCUACCAGUCUGCCAAGGCCAAAUGCAAAGAGCGACUCCCGGUGGAGGACCUGUACUUUCAGUCGUGCGUGUUUGACCUCCUCUCCUCUGGAGACAUAAACUUCACCAUGGCGGCCUACUACGCCUUCGAGGAUGUAAAAAUGCUCCACUCAAACAACAAGAGAUAUCACAUCUUUGAAAAGGACGCUUUUAUGAGUAAUGCAGGCCAGAGGGGCAAAGAUUUUCUCUCGCUCCUCUUCCUCAACGUCCUUGCUGUCUUACUGUGGAUUGAAUGUUGCACAGUUCAUCUAUAG
This is a messenger RNA of Anoplopoma fimbria (sablefish), 1353 nucleotides long. It is a transcript of the gene rgma, whose product is annotated as repulsive guidance molecule BMP co-receptor a. Gene Ontology annotation, cellular component: plasma membrane. Gene Ontology annotation, biological process: BMP signaling pathway. NCBI's taxonomy places the organism in Eukaryota, Metazoa, Chordata, Actinopteri, Perciformes, Anoplopomatidae. The transcript is spliced from 4 exons. Gene Ontology annotation, molecular function: coreceptor activity. The record is from RefSeq and is a predicted model, not a curated record. Bases 1 to 1353 code for a protein of 450 amino acids.